Molecule: messenger RNA, 1317 nt
Organism: Parastagonospora nodorum SN15
Lineage: Eukaryota; Fungi; Ascomycota; Dothideomycetes; Pleosporales; Phaeosphaeriaceae
Exons: 3
Coding region: 1-1317 (438 amino acids)
Source: RefSeq, a predicted model, not a curated record
AUGGAUGCUGGCAUCUACGAGGCGCCUCCUGUUGCUAAUCAGGUCAACACCAUUGUCCUAGCCUUCACCGUUGUGGCUGGAUUAAUUGUCUCUUUACGUCUAUUCGCCCGGAUCUUCCUGACAUCACUGUUUGGGCCCGAAGAUGUUCUCAUCGUCCUUGCUAUGGCAUUCUGGGUGGGCCUUUGGGUGCACAGCUUAGCGCUCACGAUCACGAAGGUCUCAGCUCUGACGCAGUAUCUGCGUAUCUUUCCGAUACAUCGCUUUCGUAUAAGCUGCUACUGCCUGCUCGGUCUCGUUGUUGCUCUUGGUGCCUGGGCUGUCGCGAGUAACAUCUUCAUUUGUAAUGCGAUUGACUCUGCAUGGAUCGACCGAUUCAAGCGAGACGACUGCAUGGACCGCAAAUUGAUAUGGUUUACAAAUUCGGGUAUCAGCAUUGCUCUGGAUCUUAUCAUUCUUCUGUUACCAGUACCCCUCAUACGAACACUUCAGAUUCCAGCAAGUCAGAAGAGGGGGUUCGUGACAAUCAUUGCGCUCAGCAUCUGUGCACCCAUCAUCUCGAUCAUUCGACUCCACACCAUCUCUCGAAUUGCCAAGAGCACCGACCUCCCGUUCGACAACAUAGGUCAUGCAAUACUAUCCUCCCUCGAGGUGAAUGCUGUCAUUAUAUGCGCCUGUCUACCAGCAAUGCGACCGCUGCUCGCCCUCAUGAUGCCCAAAUACUUCUCCAAAGCAGCACAGUUCACAAACGUGCCCACCGGAUACGACAUAGAGCAGCCGAAGCACAUGCGAACACCAUCUCGCAAUAUGGUAGUCAAGUCCAUUCAAUCAAAAACCAUUGAAUCAGGGACAAGCACGCCUCGAGCCCCUCAACCUACCCUAUCGCGCACUUCAAGCGGCCGCUUCACAGUCACACACAGUCGCCCGAGUACAGCCCACCAGACACCUACCUCAGGUCGAUCCACCCCAGGUCGCUCAACUCCAGGCCGGAACACCCCAGUGCGAGGCUCCCCAGGCCGCGCCACCCCAGGCCGAGCAACCCCCCUCGGCCACUCACGCUCCGGCAGCAACAUCUCCAUCGACAUCGCCGCCGCAGACGCGCGCUCCAACGGCCUGCGCCCUCCGCGACGCACGAACCCGCUUCGCCUGUCACCCAUCACGCCUGGCGGGUCUGACAUCUCGCUUCCAGAGAGCAUGUACAAUGCAGGCAUAUCUAAUGAUUCCCAUGCGGAUUUGAUUCAUGUUUGGGGGCCCGAGAGGAAGGUAGCUUCGAAGCCGCUGCCGUUGACGCCGUUUCCGGUUAGGGCGCAUCGGGGCUGA